Messenger RNA from Symbiodinium sp. CCMP2456, 1063 nucleotides. The record is from the annotation of a GenBank genome assembly. NCBI's taxonomy places the organism in Eukaryota, Dinophyceae, Suessiales, Symbiodiniaceae.
GCACGGCUUGCCUGCGCUGGCCUUCUUCGCAGGCACUGUGAGCCUGGUCUUGGCGGUCGACUUCUUUCGGCUGCGGUUCAAGGCCAGACUGUUGACUCAGAAGCCCCGCAUGCGUCCUACGCCCGAGACCACAAGCAGUGAUGCCAAGCUUGAAAUGCCUGAAGUCGUGCGGAGCUUGCUUCAGGCACUUGGCUGGGGCUCGCCGAAAAACUGGGCGGCAGAACUCAAUAGCGGAAACCAUUCCAGGCCCUUCCGGAAACCCAUUCUAUGGAAGCCCAUGCUCAGGGACAGGAGCCGGUCCGAGGUGGAUAUUCCCAGGAACUGGUCCGCCGUGGAUGCCGUUGUGGAACUCGCGGGCCACUCGCCAUGUGCCACACUUAGGGACUUGUAUGGCUGUGUUGGAGCUGACUAUUUGAGGGUUCUCAAGGAGACGUCACCAUGGAACUCCAGCCAUGACAUCAUGCAGUUGCCGAGAGGAACGCAGAUCUUUGCCGUCGGAAACUCGGUGUUGGCAGAGUUGCUGGAAGCAGCUGUCUGCAAUCACAAUUGGGAUUUCGUCUUUCCUGACCCGGAUAUGGAAGCCAAUUCUUUUCUUGCGCACAAUAUCAUCCACAACAUCACGAUGCUGCUGGUCUCCAAUGAUCCAGCCUUUGAUGGAGCCGAUGACCUGCGGUCGCCUGUCCGUCUUGCCAGGAUUCUGCGGCCUCAGAUCAUAGUGCUUGGAACCCUCAACGAGCAGAAAUAUACGUGGGGCGGUGAUGUCUUUCGCAUGAACAACCGCCGGCAUCUCCUGGUGCAGGAGUUUCCGGAUGCAGCUGUUGUGGACCUCGCGGGGAAGCAUGUCGGCAGUUGCUGCCCGGCCGAUCUUUACAACUGCAGGCGCCCUUGGAAGUGCGAGAGGAACACCUAUGAACAUCAUGAGUGCAUACCUGGGCCGAUCUUGCGGUAUGCGGAGCAGUUCGUGGAUGUCUUGCACAAAGCAGUUCGCAAGGAAAAUAUGUCGAGGAGCUGUCUGGGGGUUGGUCGAAUUCGCCCGCUGCGCUCCUGCGUCGCUCGCCCCUGA